AGUAACAGAACCCAAAAGUGGUCGGUAAACAGGAGGUUAAUACAAAGUUCCAGUAAUUGAGCAUAUGAAGGUGUUCUGAAUGAUUUUCAUUUAUUUUGAUCUAAUAAUUCGCUAAACUCAAGCGUCGAGUGACCUGACCAAACGCAACCUAACCACCUUUUAGUUACGCCAUUAUUUUAGAAACUUAAUUUUAUUUUUAGGAUUUGAAUAAAUCAAGUUUCCAAUCUAUAGUAAGUGUUUAAUUUUGCGUGCAUUCGAAAUAUUUUUUUCAUAUUCAAGAUUGAACAUUAUUGUUGAUAAUUGCUUAUUAUCAAUGAUUUACAGAGACUGACGAUCUACAAUGUUUGUAUAUCGAUAUAUAGGCUCCCUCUAUACUAACGUUUUCAUUGGUUCUCGAAAGUCUAGUAGCAAAAGUACCACCACAUUCAUGGUAACGAAUUCUAUCAUGGCUGACUGACAUUGAUUUUUUGAAAAUAUUGCAAAAAUUAAUCAACAGCAUAUUCUAUAUUUGGUUCGAAAAACACGAAUAGUAUUAAAUAUAUACGAAGUAACAAUUCAACUAUUUUCGGUUAGUAUUUCUCUAAUCAUAUUUUUCUGAAUAGAAGUAUUUUUAUCAUGAAUAUCAUUCAAACUAUCUGAUCAGUAAAUACUCUUAAAAUAAAAUUUUCAAAUCGUUUUAUCGAAAAACAAUGAAAUGAAAUAUAACUCUAGAUUAUUUCUAUACAAAAAUAGUUUGCCGGUUCGCAGCAGUCUUCCAUCAUAAUGAGAAAAUCGAGAGAUAUGAGAAAAAUUCUCUGUACCUCAUAUAAUUGUUGUUUUUGUGUGGUUCAGUUGUCCUAUCGGUCUGUAGUAGGGCUUUUUCUUUUAACAUGAGUGGAUUUCCAUUAUCAAAGCUAGAUUGUUAAUGCAUAACUCUACGAGAGAGUUCAUUAACAAAAGCACAGGUAACAACUAUACAACCUUGGUUUCUGAACAGUUAACAUGUCAAUGGGUCCAUCACUUCCUCAACAUCGAAACAAGGAACUAGAGAACGAGAUCGAACGAAGAAAAGACAAACCAUCAUUGGACGUUUCCGAAUACAAUUUAAAUGAUAAAGACAUGGAAAUCGUUGCAUAUUACGUGUUACGAAACAAUACGGCAAUCACCGACCUAUGCCUUCAUAAGAAUCAAAUCGGAGCUAUUGGAGCCCAAUACCUUGCAAAUGGAUUACGAGAUAACAAAACAAUCACCGAGUUGACUCUCGUUAUUAAUCAAAUUGGAGAUACUGGUGCUCAAUAUCUUGCUGAUGCCUUGAGAGCUAACGACACACUCACUAACCUAGGCCUUGGAUCGAAUCAAAUCGGGGAUGUUGGUGCGCAAUACCUUGCUAAUCUCUUAUGUGAUAACAAAACACUCACUUGGUUGGACCUUAAUAGUAAUGAAAUUGGAAAUAUUGGUGCCCAACAUUUGGCUAAUGGUCUAAUAGAUAAUAAAACACUCGUCAGGUUAUACCUUAACAGCAAUGAAAUUGGAGAUGCCGGUGGUCAAAAUCUUGCUGCUAGCUUGACGGAUAACCAGACACUCCAGAAAUUGUAUCUCUUCUAUGGCAAUUAUAUUUCAUCGCAACUGAAAGAACAAUUGCAGCAAAAAGAUAAACGAUUAAUAUAA
Adineta ricciae is the source of this 1647-nucleotide messenger RNA. Lineage: Eukaryota; Metazoa; Rotifera; Eurotatoria; Adinetida; Adinetidae. The record is from the annotation of a GenBank genome assembly.